This is a messenger RNA of Trichoderma gamsii, 663 nucleotides long. RefSeq lists its product as hypothetical. The coding region runs from base 1 to 663 and encodes 220 amino acids. The record is from RefSeq and is a predicted model, not a curated record. NCBI's taxonomy places the organism in Eukaryota, Fungi, Ascomycota, Sordariomycetes, Hypocreales, Hypocreaceae. The transcript is spliced from 5 exons.
AUGUCUGAUGCAGACGACUACGUGCUAGGAAGGGAGUAUUCGGAAGGCUUGAGACUAGAAACUCAGCAUCUCCUUUUCAAUAUCCACAAUGGGUAUACAAUCGACCCCAAGAUUCCAAUUUCUCCUGGAAUGAAGAUUGCCGAUAUAGGUACAGGUACCGGUAUAUGGCUGCUGGAUGUAGCUCGGCAAGUUCCUUCGACGGUACAGCUAGAUGCCUUUGAUAUCUCAGACAAACAGUUCCCCCACAAGGAUAGCAGGCCCGAUAACAUGAGUUGUCGAAUUCUCGAUGCUUUUUCUCAAGUUCCUGACGAAUUGAUUGGGGUUUAUGACGUAGUUCAUCUGAGACUUUGGUGCUGUAUAGUGCGAGAUUGCAAUACGGCUGCCCUUAUUCAGCACGCUACACAGCUAUUGAAGCCAGGGGGGUAUUUGCAGUGGGAUGAAGCGGACCUUGACAAGAUGCACAUCAAAGGUGCCGAAGCUGAAGCAGUUGCUGCCCUCAGUCGCACCGCCCAAGCAAUUACGCAUUUUGACUACUCUGCUGCAGCUCUGCCUCCCCGCGAAGAGGCUGAGGCUUCGUUGGAUGCGUUGAUUAAGGCAAUUCCAUAUGGCGCUGUAUACCAUUGGACGCCGGCUAGUCUACUAGCCCGAAAGCCAGUUGUAUAA